UGCACGCCUGUUGUUUAAAGUAAGAUUUGAUUUAUUGCUCCAGGUUUAUUAUCAGAGCAACAGGAUAGAAGUGUAAGCCAGCGUAAGCUAGCUUCUUGCAGCUUUCGACCUUCAUCCCGCGGGAAAUUCUCAACAGAAAUGGCAGCUGCAUACGUAGCUGGAUGUUUAACUGCAGCGCUUGCCGUUGGUGGGUCAAUAGUUGCGUUAGGCGGCAUCGCGAAGUACAACAAAUCAUGCACGGACUAUGGUUCCGACCCCAAGUACUGCUCUGAUGUGCUGAGCAACUACUGGUGGGGAAUCUCCUUUUGCGUCGUGCUGUCAGUCGUCAUACUAGUCCUGGUGGCCCUUCGAAAGACCGUCCUGUGGACAAGCACUCUGCAGGUGGAAGCCCGGGCAUUAUGCGUGGCAUGCGCCUCCGUUUCCAUGGAAAACGUCGCACGAAUGUACAAUGAGCGAGUACUUCUUGACAGCGGCCGGUACUACUACUCCAGGACUCGAAUGGCAUCCUUUCAGGAUCGCCUGCAGUCAGUGAACGUGUCCUUCGCGGGCUUCCUCCUUCAGUCAUUUGCCCUGCUUGCGCUGAUCAUCGCUCUCGGGGUGGUGAACUCCCAUCACGCCCGGAGGGUGAUCAACAACGCAUUGCCAAUGUGCCAAUAGCGGUCCCCAAUAAACUGUCCAGCCAGCAGCAAGGAAACUGAGCAGCAGCAGCAGCAGCAGCAGCAGCAGCAGCACAUGACCACCUAGAUAGCUGGAAGCCACGAUGUAUGUCGUCCACGUCAAUCUGCUGCUGAUAUCGCCAGCAGGCGUCAUCAUGUAUUCCUCAUCAUGCAAUCCUUGAAUGCAUGCAUACAUGCAUCGCGCACCGCUCACUGACACAUCGUGGCUGAUGAUAACCUGUCGCGACAGAUCGCCAACGCGCACCUAACCUUGCUAGCUUGGUAGCUGGCAGAGAGCCGGGGACUUCGUCACGCGUCGCAUGAAAUGAUAAAGAAACACAUAACAUACAUGCUUAUUAGCUGUCGACUUCACGAAUUAUAUGCAGCUACACUUCUCUAUCUAGGAGUGGUCGCCUCUCUGUAGACUGUAUGUAUGUUGUUACAGGGUGGUAUAGCUUCACCAGCGGCCCCCUUUCCCGAGGCAGUUCCCUGCUCUCCCCUGCGAGAGGGGCACCCUAAUCCAUUCACCCCAUCCGACUUCAGAAUGCAUUCGUUGGGUUCAGCAACUCACCACCAGCAUCCAACCAAAUCUAGCGGAUCAACGGCGCCUCAACUUAGUUCCUGGUCAGCUCGCAAGUAAGUAUGUAUGUAUGUGAUCUCCAGGCAGUAGCCACGUGGCAAGGCGGCGGAAGAAAACUCCAAUGAUCCCGGCAUUGUUUAAUCGGAAGAUUCCAAGGUGCUUAUGUUCCGUUGUUUGAGUUGUAACUACACAUACAAAGAAUAUGUGUGUAGGUUUGGAGGAUAAACUUGGGGGGAAAUUGCCCACGCACACAUACACCCACGCUCCCAGCCGCCUCAUCUUUAGGCUAGGAGGUGCACCUGUCCAAGCCAGCCCGAUCGGCUGCUGUACAGGGACCGAUGCCCCUGUUUCUAGGUAUCCAGAACGGUGGGUUGCCCUUACGGUGGACGGCACCUCGAUGCAUUGCUGGCGUGUGUCAGUCAACGUGGCAGCGGCUCCAGCAUUCCUCUUGCCUACCCUGUGCGUGUGUUUUGUUACAGUAACAUGAGGCCUGUGGAUGUCCACCCCGCUAGUGGGGGCUCCGCCGACGGCAGGAACUGGCUUAUUAUUACUUGGUCUACCAUGCAUGGUGCCCAGUCGGCAUAGCAGGAGUAGUGGCAGAUCCGUGCGCAUGGUUCCUGUGUAUACAGCAGUCUGAUAGGUUUGUGCUGUGGGCAUUCGAUGUUCCACCUACCCCCCGCCUUUUGGAGGGCUUGGACAAGCAGCAGAUGCUUGCUUGGUGCUGUACAUGUUACGUGUCUUUUAUCAUACUUGUAGCUUCUAGUUUUUAGCAGGUGUAUCAAGCGUGUGAUGGUCGACAUCAAGAAUGUAAACUGCUGUAUGGAUU
This is a messenger RNA of Volvox carteri f. nagariensis, 2062 nucleotides long. RefSeq lists its product as uncharacterized. The transcript has 6 exons. The record is from RefSeq and is a predicted model, not a curated record. NCBI's taxonomy places the organism in Eukaryota, Viridiplantae, Chlorophyta, Chlorophyceae, Chlamydomonadales, Volvocaceae. Bases 139 to 657 code for a protein of 172 amino acids.